Molecule: messenger RNA, 438 nt
Organism: Colletotrichum phormii
Lineage: Eukaryota; Fungi; Ascomycota; Sordariomycetes; Glomerellales; Glomerellaceae
Exons: 3
Coding region: 1-438 (145 amino acids)
Source: RefSeq, a predicted model, not a curated record
AUGAGGACUUCGCCACUUUCUCACCUUCUUGUUCUCGCCGUCUGGGCCGCCCUUUCCUCCUGUGCUGUUUUUGUAAAGAAUGCUGGCGAGGUCGGCGACAUCUUCCGAGGUGGUUCACAGACAAUGACAGGUCCUAUCGAGAAACGCUCAGUUCUUGUCAGGGAUAACCUGAAACGUGAUAGAGCCGAGGAAAAUGAUGCGGUGUUCUCUGCAAGUUCACGAAAAAGUAUCAUGCAUCGAAUCCAGAAAAGUUCUAUCACAGAAGAUCUGGCUUCACGGAAUGAUGAUGAUGCACUUGCUCCGACAGAGAAAAACCUGUAUACUCUUUGUAUGGAGCUUUGUAGGGAAGAACAUAAUGCAGCCAGUUUUGUCCAUUGGGACCUAUUCGCAUCUGUGGCUGCGAUCAGGCCACUUAUGGCGGCAGCCAAGACAUGGUGA